Larimichthys crocea (large yellow croaker) is the source of this 2847-nucleotide messenger RNA. RefSeq names its product S-phase kinase-associated protein 2, E3 ubiquitin protein ligase (gene skp2). Lineage: Eukaryota; Metazoa; Chordata; Actinopteri; Sciaenidae. The coding region runs from base 140 to 1417 and encodes 425 amino acids. The record is from RefSeq and is a predicted model, not a curated record. Gene Ontology annotation, molecular function: protein binding. The transcript is spliced from 10 exons.
ACGUAGGACGUACGUGCUACGUGACGUGGUGAAACAAGGCGCCCUGCUGCCUGGCGCUCAGUUUAAAGAGUCUGAGUGUGAGCGUGUUCAUGUGCAGCUCUGCCUCAUCAGCAUCCACAUCUCAUCUGAAGCGGAGGACAUGUCCAGAGACAGCAUGCCCCUGCAGGAUCUGCCCUGCAUGAGUCUUCAGGGCUCCAUGUUGUCUCAGUCCAAGAGGACCAUCAAACGCAAGUCCAGAGGCUGUCUCAGCGAGGGCCUGGACACUGAAUGUACCCCAACGGAUCUCAUCCAGCAGUGGUCACCGAGCCACAAGCACCAGCGGCUCAUCAGCAAGGGGAAAGAAAAUGACUGCAACCAGUUUGUCCUGGCCAGGAGGUCGAGGAGGAGAAAGGAGUCCACAUCAGGCAUUUCAUGGGACAGCCUACCCGAUGAGCUGCUCCUCAGGGUCCUCUUCUACCUCCCUCUGCAGCACCUCCUCAGGAUGUCUGUCGUCUGCAAACGCUGGCAUCGCUUGGCGUUUGAUGAGUCUCUGUGGCGCGGUGUGGAUCUGGAGGGGUUGACCCACAUGGGCCCAGCUCUGCAGCAGGUGCUGAAGACUGGAGUCCGCAGGCUGCGCUGCCCUCGCUCCUUCGUGGAAGAGCAGCAUUUCACAGGGACAGGCCCACUGCAGAUCGUUCAGAUGGAUCUGUCCAGCUCCAUCAUCCCCACCUCCGCUCUGGAGAGCAUCAUCUGUCGCUGCAGGCUGCUAGAACAUCUGAGCCUGGAAGGUCUGCAGCUGUCAGACGUCAUCAUCAACGCCCUGUCCAAGAACCCAAACCUGCUGCAGCUCAACCUGGGCGGCUGCUCCGGCUUCUCGGCUCCAGCGCUGGCUGACAUGCUCAAGUCCUGCUCCAGUAUAGAGCAGCUGAACAUAUCAUGGUGUGACUUCAACAACAGUCACGUGAAGAGUGUUGUUGAUAAUGUGAGUGCCGGUGUUACUCAGCUCAACCUCAGCGGGUACAGAGAGAGCCUAACACUAGACGUGUGUGUGUUUACAGAUGUGAAGGUGCUGGUGACAAGAUGCCCCCACAUCGAGACUCUAGACUUAAGUGACAGCACUCUGCUGAUGGCUGACAGCUUCCCCGUCCUCAAACAGCUCAAGUGCCUGCAGCAUCUGUCCCUGAGUCGCUGCUAUCACAUUCACCUCGCCGCUCUCACUGACCUGGGUAAGAUGUUUCCCAUGUUGUGCCUGCUGGAUGUGUUUGGCGUCGUACACAACAGCCACCUGCCCUCUCUGAAGAAGGAGAUGCCUCACGUCUCCAUCAACUCCAGGCCUUUCUCCAACAUCGCCCGGCCCACGCCCGCCAGCAGGCUCGUCGGCUGCCUCAGUGACCGGGCCAUGUGGAACAGGAAGUGUCAGCUGAGGUUCAAACUGUAACCACGGCAACUCAUGUUUUUAAGCUCUGUUAGUUUUCUGUUGCGAGUUGAGUGUUUGUUGCUGCAGUAUUCCAGCACAUCCAGGGAGUCGGCCCACCGGCGGGAUGGUGCCAUGUUUCAGUGUUGCUGCUACAGAAGAUGCUUUUAGUGUUGGCUGGCAUGAACGGUACUGAAGGUCAGUUACUGGACUGUUCUUUGAAGUGGGUUUCUGUGAGGUACUGAUCCACAGACAGUGUUUUACCUACAGUAGACAACAGCAGCAUGAAGCUAAGCAGUGUACUGCUGUGGAAGGCACAGCAACAAAACAGGUUUAGGCACAUAAAAAUGUAAACGCUGACGUGUUCAUAUCGCUCUCUCAAAGCCACCAGAAACAAAACACAGGAGUCUGGUCUGCCACUGCCUCCACUGUGUGUUUGUGACUUUGGUGCCAUACCAUGUUAACUUGGAUCAGCCCUAACGUGAUAAAGGACCAAGGUCACAGAAUAACAGACUUGACCUGAAGCAGUUAAAAACCUUUUUAAAGGCACCAGGAAAAAAAACCAUUUUAUCUUGCAGAUGGGAGUUGCUGGUCUACUGCCUUGAUCCACAGUAACUAACAUGUUCAAACUCAACACAGACUAACCAACCAAUCAGGGCAGCAAUGCCGGAGACCGAAGACUGUUCUGUGCUGUUUUUGUCAAAGAAGUCUGGUAGUUUUGAAGAGCUUGAUGAGAAACACUUCAGUUUCCUAUAGGAACCGCUGCUGAAGGCUGCUGUCUAACGCAGUGAAAGAAACUCGGGUGCACUGACAGCCUUCUACUGACUGUGGAUCAAUACCUCAUACAACCACACUUCAAUAAAUCCAGACUGUCUUUAAGUACUGAACAUGUUAGCCUGUAGAGAAAUGUAAUACUUUAUUUAGGACGGUCACAUUGUUCUUGUUGGAAUGUGUUAACACAAACUUGUAGUGGAUUUUUGAAUCUGUUUUAGGUUCUAAUGUGUUAAUUUAAAAUAUUUUUAAGUGAAAGCUGGUUUAAAGGCUUGAUUUUUGAAAUGUUGACGUCUGUAAAUAUCUGGGACACUUGAUUCCUCAGACAUUUUAAUAAUCCUGAUGGCAGAAAUGUGCUGCUGUCCACUGUAAUAAUGAGAAGAGUUGAUUUUAAUCAGUGAAGAAGUUUUAAUGUAAAACGAUGAACCUGGAAUGUCGACACUAGCUUUGAACAUGACGUUAACAUGCAGGCUCACACAUUGCCUGGACCGUGUGAUCAUUAAUUCUCUCCAGCUGAUUUUCUGACCAGCUCAUUAUGUCAGUGUGCAUGUGCUGUAUGCUCUCUGCUCUGUUACCAUUUUAAUCACACGUCAGACAGACUGAACUUUAAAGGAACAUGACUUUUAUCUUGUGAGCUGUUCAUUUCCCUUCUGAGUCUCAAGUAAACCACAGAAUACACAAAC